GCGAAAGAUUCGCUUGGGAGAAGUUGCUGCCAGCUUCUUGGAGGCCGAUGUUCGUGCUUCUUGUGGUCACCAUUUGGUUUCUGGGAAUGAGAUUCUUCGAUUUGGAUGAAUUUGGAUGACAGAGUUGAUCAGAAUCAUGAGAAAUCUCUCAGAAGACAGCCUCGGCAAGCUUGAGCAGACAGAGGUAUCAUAGUUCUGGAUUGAAUCCGUUUGAUGCAGGCCUUGAGAUAUUCCCAGUGACUCGUUCCGUUUUGCUGCCAGAACUGGUCACACUCACACCCGGACGUGCCACCACCACUGGCACCGUUGCGUGCUUUCAAGUACACCACUGCGGGCGGGUCGCGAGGAGGAUGGAAACGGAGUGGCGAAUUUGAUGCUUCCAGAAUGGACAGUGUGUUUCGCUUUGGCUUUGAUGGCAAAAACCCGAUGAGCAACAAGAACCUGGUCUUCGAUGAAGUUCACAACAUGCUCGCACUGCCGAGGUAAUGAUACCUAGAACUUGAACGCAAUGUGCAGGCGGUCGCUGACUGCCGCGGGUCAACAUUGGUCUUUUUGACUGGGAGCCCAGUGCAGACAGACAUCGAUGAUGGUGAACGCCUCUUGCGUGUGCUGAAAGGAAGCGAACAUGCCGAUGCUGGUCCGGAGGGUUGGUUGGACAUGCACACUGAGCGUUCGCUCGAGUACUUUCCAAAGGUGUACCCCGACGGUGUGCCUGACCGACCCCUGUGCUCGCAUCUUGAAGGAGAGUUGGUCCUUGCAGUAGACCUUCCUGAAGAAAUGGAAGCAAAGUAUCGAGAGGUUGAGAGCCAAGGUGCUGAUACCGUUCGGCUCAGAGACUGCUGCAAUUUGUCCGUUCAUCACACUUGGGCCCUGAGACCACAAAAGCGCCAUUUGAUGUUGGAGGCCGCCGAGCAAUAUGCGCGAAAGCUCCAUGAGGUCGCCAAAACGGUCUGGCGGUCUGGUGAAAAGGCUAUGGCCGCUGCUUCUCGGCGUGGUGGCCUCCAGGUGCUCAAGGAGCUCUUGCGGCUUUACGCCCCAGAUGAUUAUGUGCAGAUUGCAGUGUUCUCUGGACACUGCAGUAUGAUCGUCUCACGUUCCCGGGAAGAAGCUGUGCAACCAGCAGAGGACACGGGCCCUCAGACGCUUCAAUUCAGUCAAGCACUCCGAGGUUCGUGUGUUGCUUUUGGACACUGCCUUCGGACGAGAGGGCCUUUCGGCUUUAGGAGUUGGACAAUUGCACUUGGUUGAUGUGCCGACCAGCUGGGCGGAGUACAAACAGACGGUCGGCAGGGCAAUCCGAUUUGGGGAUGUGAAAAAAGGCUCAAGGCGCAGCUUGCAGGUUCACCUAUGGGUCUCCAGGCUGCUUGAGGGUGACUCUGCAGAUGAGGUGCUUUUGUCCAACUUGCGUGAUCAAGGCGCCGAACUCUGCGCAGCGGAAGACCAACUGAGAACUUGGAGUAUUGAUUGCUGAUUCACAUGAUUCAAUUUUUUUAUGGGUGUAGGUUGGGAUGGGUGAGGCGGUGAUUGGGCACCGUUCUUCAUGAGAAAUUAUUUGUUAUGUG
Molecule: messenger RNA, 1562 nt
Organism: Durusdinium trenchii
Lineage: Eukaryota; Dinophyceae; Suessiales; Symbiodiniaceae
Source: the annotation of a GenBank genome assembly